UCUCACUCUUUUACGCACCGGAGGAGACAAUAGCGGAUUCCAGCAUAUGCAUGUCGCCGUAACGGUAUAUCUGGCUGUACAGACGCACGCUGCUUCCCCGCUGGUGGAAAUCAAAGGCUGUACAUGGCGGUGGAGAGUACAAUUUGGCUGUUCUGUCUUCUUUCGCUGUUUUGUGGUCCAUCCAAGCAAGAAAAGCCUGUUUCAGUGGAGCUGAGCUGCGGUGCCGGGCCCAGCCAUGUAGUGUUGGAGCCAGGUUCGCCCCUCUUGCUGGACUGCAACUUGGGGGCCACCGACACGCCAUUCAAUGUCACCUGGCUGAAGGAUGGACAGCCGCUGCCUCUCGAGGGGGUUGACCACGUGCAGUAUUUGACCAACGGAUCCCUCCUUCUGCUGCCCUCCGUUAAAGAUGGCCAGGCUCCCCGAGGCGCGGAGGGGGGAUACAGCUGCGUGACCGCCAGCGCCCUCGGAGCGCUCACCAGCCGGACUGUAAACGUGCUCCAAGCAAGUCUGUCUCAGUUUCAUCAGGAGCCAUCACCUCAAACAGUGCCCAUCGGGGGAGCAGCUCGCUUUGAGUGCCAGAUUGAGGGCGUGCCCACACCUGUCAUUACUUGGGAAAAGGACCAAAUCGCUGUCCCUGAGGAGACAAGGUUCAUUUCGCUUCCUAACGGUGUUCUCCACAUUCUGGAGGUGACCAAGCAGGAUGAGGGGGUCUACCGCUGUGCUGCAACCAAUUCUGCCAGAAAAGACGUCAGUCAUGAAGCCCGGCUCACUGUCACCGCAGGCUCCACUGAAGCCCUGAACACAGUUGUGAUUGUAGCGCCGCCUCAGAAUGCCACGGUCGUGCUUGGCCAUCCCACCGUGAUGGAGUGCAUGGCGCAAGGCCAGCCCAAACCACUGGUGUCAUGGAGCAGACAAGACGGGAAGCCCAUUUCCACUGAUGUGGUCGUCCUCGCAACGAACCUGGUGAUCAGGGACACGAGGCGCCACCACGCUGGCGUCUACGUCUGCCGGGCCAACAAACCCAAGACCAGAGAGUUUGUCACUGCUGCUGCUGAGCUGCAUGUGCCUGCUCCUCCAGUAAUCCUUCAGCCUCCAGAGACGGUGUCCCUCUCCCGGGGAAACACUGCCAGGUUUCUGUGCAACAGCUCGGGGGAACCGUCCCCGGUGCUGCACUGGCUGAAGAACGGCCAGCCUAUCAGGUCCUUCAGGCGGGUGAAGACCCAGAGCCCCGGAGUCCUGCUCAUUAACCAGCUGGCUCUGGAGGACGCCGGCUACUACCAGUGCAUCGCAGACAACGGGCUCGGCACCGCCUGCGCCACGGCCAAGCUGACGGUCAUUGUGAGGGAAGGCCUGCCCAGCCCGCCUCGCCACCUGUCUGCCGCUCCUCACUCCAGCACGACUGCCCUGCUCACCUGGGACAAACCUGAGUACAACUCCGACCAGAUCAUUGGCUACUCCGUUCACUGCCUGCGUGCGGCAGGCUCCGACAAUGUGGAGUAUCAGUUCGCGAUGAACAACGACACCACAGAGUACCUGGUCAAAGAGCUUCUCCCUCACACGGCCUACACGUUCCACGUGGUGGCCUACUCUCCCAUGGGCGCCAGCAGCCCGUCUCUGCCCGUCACUGUAGAGAUGCUGGAGGACGUGCCGAGCGCGCCUCCUCAGCUGUCUAUAGCCAGCACGUCUCCCACAGACAUCAGGCUGAUGUGGCAUCCAUUGUCCUCUCAGCACAGCCGAGGAGCUGUUACCCGGUAUCGCAUUGAAUACAGCGCCGUGGAUCAUGUGGACACUGUGUUCUCGGUGGAGGUCGGGGGGAACGAGACCCAGUUCACGCUGAAAGAGCUGCAGCCCAACCAGGCCUACCGACUGAGGAUCGCGGCCGGAACAGUGGUCGGCUUCGGAGUUCCCUCUGAGUGGGCCCGGCACCACACACUGGCCCACUACGACCACAGCGAGCACACCAUGGUGAUCUUUGCUCCCACCGAGCUCAAAGUUAGAGCCAGAGAGAACACGCUCAAUGUGACAUGGCAGCCGUCGCCCAAUCACACACUGGCCUCUGGGUACAAGCUGUCCUGCCGAGAGGUGGAGGCCGACGAUUCAACCAACAGACAAAGGACGGCGCAGACCCACACCAUCCGGCUCCGGAAGAAAGCCAGAUAUCACCUGCUCACGGGGCUGGCCCAUGACCGGCAGUAUGAGGUGAGGGUUUGGGCAUUUAACAAGCAGACAGAGGGAGCAGCUGCAGUCUGGAAGGGAAGGACAGACAGAUCCACAGAAAAACCGUCGCCGCCGCCUCUCCGCCCGAUCCCGCUGCCCCCAAGCAGCAUUCAGGCUAAGGCCAACAGCUCAACAUCCAUCUGGCUGCGCUGGGAGAAGCCGCGCUUCAGCAACGUGCGAAUAAUCAACUACACAGUACGCUGCAGCCCGGCAGGAACUACCAACGCGUCCCUGGUCACCUAUUACACCAGUUCUGCACAGGAGGUUCUGCUGGGAUCUCUGAGGCCGUUCACCCGCUACGAGCUGGCGGUGCAGUCCAACGGGGUGGACGUGGUGGGACCCUUCAGCGGCACCGUGGAGGAGUCCACUCUGCCUGACCGGCCCUCCACACCUCCAGAGGAGCUGCAGCUGAGUGCGCUGGACUCCUCCUCGGUGCUGGUGAGCUGGCGCCCUCCGCUGGAGCCCAACGGCAUCAUCAUCAGCUACAAGAUCUUGUACAGCGGCAACCUCAGUGAGCCCGAGCACUCGUGGAAAAACCUCUCUCAGGAUGGGAGCAUCACCAGUGUGGAGGUCCAGGGUUUGUCCAGCGACACUCACUACUUUUUUAAGCUCGGAGCAGCGACCGAGGUGGGGCCCGGGCCGUAUUCAGCUAUAAAGGACGUCCACACCUUCCUCCAGAAAUAUGAGCUGGACAUCCACGCAGUGACAGGUAUCAUAGUCGGUGUGUGUCUGGGACUGAUAUGCAUCCUCCUCUGCAUGUGUUUCAGCUUUCGUAACAGCAAAUCCAGGGAGAUAUCAGGAGGCCUGGACUCCACAGUUGUGACUCCUCAGUACAGGAGAGGAGGCUGCCCCGUUCCCUCAGACAUGCCGGAGUGCAGCGACAGCCACGAGCUGGAAACGCUGAUGCCCCCGGGCAGCCAGGAGCCCUGUCAGCUGCCAGCAGACGUCCCAGAGGAACAGAGUCUGAUGGCAAGUGCUAAUCCAGGAGAAGGGGAAGAUGCCCCUGCACCUGAACCCAAGGCUGCUUGGAACGGCUCUGUAAGUCACAACUGGGCCAACAGAAUCACCAGAUACAGAGACACCAUAACAGAAGACUCCCCAGCUCUCAUUAAUGGAGCCCUCAACAUGUUAAUUACUGAUAACAACAUGAGCUCAGAAGAUCGUCUGUGCGCGUCGCUGUGCAGUAACCAGGUUGAGGCAGAAGUCAUUGUCCAUUCUGAACUGUCAGACCCUGAGCGGGAGAAAGAGGAGGAAGAGGAGGAGGAGGAGGAGGAGGAGGAGGAGGAGGAGGGCAGUGACAGCGAGAGUAACACCACCAGAGGACCUUCAUUAUCAGAGGACAGAGAUUCCCCUAUGAGCGAGCCAAGCCUGCCAAGAGAGGAGGAACCUCUAGAAAAACUAUCCCUGGCUCAGAGCCCCUGCAGUCUCCCCUCCAUAAAGUUGGUGGCUAAUUACAACGGGGACACAGAAGGCCCGGGACACCAGCCGACCGCAGACACAGAGGCGCAGCAGUACAAUGGGCUGACCAAUGGCUUCCACUCGCCGAAGAACGUGAGGUCGGUGCUCAGGCCGGAGCAUUUGGAAAACGGGGACUCCAGACUCUGCCCCGCGGCUUCAGGGAAGGCCAUCUCUGCCGGGCUGGCCCCCGCCCCCUUCGUCAGCUCCGGCUUUGUCCACUCUACCUCAGCAGCACACAGCUAUCUGUGUCCAUAGCCUCAGCAUGUGGGGAUUCACCCUUCCAUAGAGACAUCAGACUGCGUUUCUUUUCUUGAAGAAUCCUGAAGGAUUAUUUUAUGCAUCUCAUUUUUGGAUUUCUUUCACUUCUUUGCGAAGUUUUAUACUUUAAACCCAUUUGUUUAAUACGUGUGUGUGUGU
Messenger RNA from Salarias fasciatus (jewelled blenny), 4092 nucleotides. It is a transcript of the gene igdcc4, whose product is annotated as immunoglobulin superfamily, DCC subclass, member 4. Gene Ontology annotation, molecular function: protein binding. The coding region runs from base 124 to 3930 and encodes 1268 amino acids. Gene Ontology annotation, biological process: cell-cell adhesion. The record is from RefSeq and is a predicted model, not a curated record. Lineage: Eukaryota; Metazoa; Chordata; Actinopteri; Blenniiformes; Blenniidae. The transcript is spliced from 20 exons.